This is a messenger RNA of Paramacrobiotus metropolitanus, 2266 nucleotides long. RefSeq lists its product as uncharacterized. The record is from RefSeq and is a predicted model, not a curated record. NCBI's taxonomy places the organism in Eukaryota, Metazoa, Tardigrada, Eutardigrada, Parachela, Macrobiotidae. The transcript has 4 exons. The coding region runs from base 670 to 1989 and encodes 439 amino acids.
CGUGCGCAUUGUACCUGUGCGGCAUAUGUAGCGGUUGUAUCUGUACCGCGGCGGUACGGAGCCGGCUGGCGCUCGCUCUCUCGUCCGCCGCGCACACCGCCCGUACGAAUCCGGCAACGCGGCGCUGAGUGCCGCUUCCGGUCAGCGCCGACUGCUGGUGAGGAUCGCGCUACGCACACGCCGCGUCCGGUGCAUGUGUUGUUGUUGGCGCAGAUGCAGUAGAGAGACAACACCGGCUAAUUGUCGGCGAUUAAUUACCAUCAAGACAUCGUUUGGCACGCCGUUCUACGUAGCACACUGCCGCUAUUCCUUUACAUCUGAACAAACAACAGACUGGACAGCGUGAUUAACAGCAAAGCCAGUAACACUAAGCGGACAGUCUGAACGUAUAUAAACUGCCGACGUCGAAGAUGGUCACCUGCUUCAUGCUCGUAAUUCCUUCAGUUAGGUAUUAAGUAUCGCUACAACGCAUGGGUCCCGGUCUUAACAGACACCCGUAACAGUUCUUGCCGUUAAUCACUACGAGCAGCAACAGACGUGAUUUGCACAGCGUAACCGGCCAGAAAUUCACUUUCUACACUAUAACUUUUAUGCAAUUAUUACAACGAUGUGACGAUUGAUUGUUGAGGGUCGACUGGUGACCUUUCCACUAUAGCCCAUAUAUACGCGAUGGCCUCGCGCCUGACGUCCAUCAUUCGUGGCGAGCGGAGCUUUCUCCUGCAUGUCUAUUUAAUUACGCUCUGCGCUGCAGUGACCGUCAAUGUGGUUCAGGGAUUCUCCCUUCCGGUGCUGAGUCUGCCGUCAGCGGCGAGCCGUGCCCACACCGUCAACCGGCAGGUCAUCGUCCAGCCGUUAUCCAUAAACAGCGUGGAUGUCCAACCAGAAGUCGCCCCGCACACGGCCGCCAUUAAUGCGUCCAACAGCGCGGCGGCCCUCUCGACAUCUGCGCUGAAACUGCUCAACAUCGAGCAGUCGGCCUGGUUGCGCAUGCACCCACUGCAGCGCGCCCUGGCCAUCGGCAUCCCCUCCGCGCUCUUCAUCAGCCGCGGCGCCGCCACCGCCGACACCGCCAACGUCGCCCCGCCCACCGGCUUCCAGAUGGACGGAGCGGCGGCAGCGCAUCCCGUCGUUAUGCAGUCGCGCGCCGGCCACCAGCCGCUCAACUUCCCGCCGCCGCCCCGGGCGGCAGGAGAAGUGGAAAGUCCCCCGGUCCUGACGGAGGCGCUGCUGCAUAAUCUCGAGCGCCACCUGGACGGGGAUGCGCCGGCGGUUGCUCCUGCCGCGGUUCCCAGUUCGUCGCCUAUCGGACCGGUCAACAACCGUCCGGCUUUCAAUGCCGGCAACACAGCUGAUCCAAUGAAUGCGGCUGUCUUACCACUGAUUUAUUAUCUGCUAAACGGGAUGAACCCGAUGCGAUUCAACCAGCCGUACGGAGCGAGCGGAGCGGGGCAGUUUAGCGAGGAAAUCGGUUUCCGCAGCCGGCGCAGCGCCGCUCCCACGCCCUCCAUCCACGAGGCGCUGCGCGAGGCUCUCAAUACAACCCAGCGUUUCAACAGCAGCGCCGCACGGACCAACCAGACCAGCGGAGAAUCGACGGCCGGCGGGUGGGAGCAAGCAGAACUGCUGGCCGACAUGCAGCGGCUGGGCGUGACCUUUCCCGGCGCCCCCCGCCAGCUGGUCCUGCCCUCCCACCUCGUCAGCGCCCUGGAGCGGAUGCGCCAGGCCGACGUCACACCGGAAGUGGGUGAUCCGCGGGCCGCCGCCCCGACGGCGGUGGAGCCCAGCGUCCUGGAGGGAUUCCUGCGCAAGGGCGUCGAGAUUGACGCGAAAGCCGGCUUCGAACCGGCGCCGGGCCUGCUGCCGCCGACCAGCACGCCGCUCCCGGUCAGUACCGCCGCGGUCACCGGCAAACCGGCGACGGAUAAGGACAUGUUCUGCACCUGCAUCCCCAUGCCCAAACAGACCACGACGGUGCCGGUGUUUUCUUAAAAAAUCCUCUGUUGCCGUGUUUUAUUUAUGUAGUUUACUGCUUUAACUGUGUCCUGCUUGUACAGCGCUGAACACGUGCGUGGUGAACGUGUAAAUAAACACGUAACUGUGCUAUAUUUCUCCAUUUCCGGUUGGCAAGCCAUUAUACACCGGAAACGCGAAAUAUUUUUUCUAAUGUUUUUCUGUUUUCUUGCCGCUGGGUUUUGUCGAACGGAUGGAGGCUGCCGCUUUGUUACUCAACCAUUGUCGGCGCAGCAUAAGCGUUGACUCACUCGGU